Daucus carota subsp. sativus is the source of this 1890-nucleotide messenger RNA. RefSeq lists its product as uncharacterized. NCBI's taxonomy places the organism in Eukaryota, Viridiplantae, Streptophyta, Magnoliopsida, Apiales, Apiaceae. Bases 1 to 1890 code for a protein of 629 amino acids. The transcript has a single exon. The record is from RefSeq and is a predicted model, not a curated record.
AUGGGGUAUGAAAAGAUUCACGUAUGCCCAAAUGAUUGUCUUCUAUACCGUGGUGAGAGAGAUGAGGAUGAAAUUGUUUGCCGCAUAUGUAAGGCCUCAAGGUGGAAAUUAAACAAGAAAGGAGAGGAACUUGAAGGGGUCCCUGCUAAGGUUUUAUGGUAUUUUCCGUUGAUACCCAGAUUGAGAAACUUAUUCAAUACAGAUCACAUUGCAAAGAACAUGACAUGGCAUGAUAUCGAGCGACAAAAAGAUGGUAAAUUGAGACAUCCAGCAGACUCAAAAACAUGGAAAGAUGUUGACCAAAAGUGGCCUGAAUUCGCAUCAGAGACCAGGAACCUUCGACUAGCUUUAUCAUCUGAUGGAUUCAAUCCUUUCCACAGAAAUCGUACUGAUCACUCAACCUGGCCUGUAUUAUUAUCGAUUUACAAUCUUCCACCCUGGCUUUGUAUGAAGAAAAGAUAUAUAAUGCUUUGCUUGUUGAUAUCUGGCCCGACUGAGUCAGGAAAUGAUAUUGAUGUGUACCUCCAACCGCUUUUAGAAGAUUUACAGGAGUUAUGGAAUGGGAAGCAAGUGUACGAUGCAUAUAAGAAAGAGUUUUUCAUGCUUAGGGGAAUUUUAUUAUGGACAAUAAGUGAUUAUCCGGCUUUAGGUUGUUUGUCCGGCAAUGUCACUAAAGGGUAUAAUGCUUGUACAAUUUGUGUUGAUCAAACAAAUGCUACAAGGUUGGUUAAUUACCGCAAGACAGUGGUUAUGAGGCAUCGGAGGUGGUUACCAAGGCAGCAUCCAUAUAGAAGGCAAAAAUCAGCUUUUGAUAACACUGUGGAGAAGGGCGUUGCUCCAAAUCCUUUGACUGGAGAGCAAGUUUUUGAAAGAGUACAACAUCUAGGGAGCCAUGUCUUUGGUAAGAAACAACGCCAACGUCGAUGGAAGAAGGGUGAACCUCGACCCAUAUGGAAGAAGGUUGCUAUAUUCUUCCAACUUGGGUAUUGGAAGUUUUUGCCAGUUAGGCAUUGCCUCGAUGUAAUGCACAUCGAGAAAAAUAUCUGUGAAGCUUUGGUUGGAACUCUACUCAAUAUUCCAGGAAAGACUAAAGAUAGAGAGUCUGUCUGUCUUGACAUGGCUGAGAUGGGAAUAAGAACGGAGCUGAGGCCAAAAACUCCUGGAAAGAAAGAGAAGGUACCCUUAGCAUCCUUGAACUUAUUAAAUGCAGAAAAGAAAAUUGUUUGCUCAUCCUUUCUUAAGAUGAAGUUGCCAGAUGGAUUUUGUUCAAACAUCAAGAAUCUCGUAAACAUGGAAAAACUUCGGCUUGUUGGUAUGAAAUCUCAUGACUGCCAUACAAUAUUGCAUCACUUACUACCAAUUGUAAUUCGAUCAAGCCUUCAAAAACAGGUCAGGGGCACAAUUAUUAGGUUCUUCCUAUUUUUCAAGGCAAUUUGCAGCAAAGUCAUCGAGAUAGAUAAAUUAGAAAAAAUGCAGUCUCAGUUGAUCGAAACCUUAUGCCAGCUAGAGAAACACUUUCCCCCGUCAUUUUUUGAUGUGAUGAUACAUCUCUCAAUUCAUCUUGUGAGAGAGGUUGAGCUUUGCGGGCCAAUCUUUCUACGUUGGAUGUAUCCUUUCGAGAGGUAUAUGAAGACCUUCAAGGGGUAUGUACGGAACCCAGCUCGUCCAGAAGGUUGUAUUGCCGAGGGGUAUUGUGCAGAAGAGGCUGUGCAAUGUUCGGUUGACUUGGAAGAUACUACAGGAUUGCAUCAAGAUACUAAACAUAAUGAAGAUAUAAUUUGCAGACCCUUAUCAGGUGCAACAAUAAUAAAGCCCAACAGUAAGGAAUUGCACCUAGCUCAUUUGUGUGUUCUUCAAAAUAUCAAUGACGAUAAGCCAUAUUUAGAGUAA